This is a messenger RNA of Frankliniella occidentalis (western flower thrips), 3001 nucleotides long. Its product is annotated as organic cation transporter protein-like. Bases 232 to 1935 code for a protein of 567 amino acids. Gene Ontology annotation, biological process: transmembrane transport. The transcript is spliced from 8 exons. Gene Ontology annotation, cellular component: membrane. Gene Ontology annotation, molecular function: transmembrane transporter activity. The record is from RefSeq and is a predicted model, not a curated record. Lineage: Eukaryota; Metazoa; Arthropoda; Insecta; Thysanoptera; Thripidae.
CUUCCUGCUCUUCACUUCCUUGCAUGUCAAUGUCAAAUCCGCCAAAAUAAGUUAUUUCACAAGCGUGUUUUGCAGAAAAAUUUAUACUUUCGCAUUCGUUGUAGUUUUAUCCUGAAAACGCUUUGCUUGUAAUGCGCGCAUUGUUUUUACCUUCAAAGUAUUAAAAGUUUGGCUUUGCGAUCGGCUCUCUCUUACCUUUGAGGUUAUUAAUUUCAUUCAAAUCAGUGCGUCAUGACCAAGGCACAAAUCUACCAGCCGCUCAAGAAUGAGCGACCUCAACACAAGAAAGCUUCUUCCAUCAAGCACAAGCGAUCUCGUCGGCGUAGAAAAGUGGGACUGGCCGACCGGAGGGCGUCUCUCAAGGCAGACGCGCUGCAGUCCACCAUUGGCGACUUCGGCCGGUGGCAGAUGGGCAUUGCUCUGGCCGUGGCCAUGUCCGGGCUGCCCGGCGCCUGGUUCAAGAUCGGCAUCGUCUUCCUCGCGCCGCCCGUUGACUUCUGGUGCACCAGUCCGCUGCCCGCCGACCACAAUGCCACAGCACGAUACAAGUGCACUGUUCCCGGGCCGGGCGAGGACGGGGCCACUGUCCCAUGUGAGUCCUGGGAGUACGACAGGAGUGUCUUCACGGAGACCAUCAUCACAGAGUGGGACCUCGUGUGCCAUCGCGCCCAGCUCGCCAACGUGGUGCAGAUGCUCUUCAUGUUCGGCUUCCUGGUGGGCUGCACCGUGGGAGGGGUGGUGGCCGACAAGUACGGGCGCAAGCCGCCGCUGCUGUGGGGCUCCGUGCUCAUGCUGCUGGCCGGGGUGGGCUGCGCCCUGGUGCCCUGGUUCUGCGCCUAUCUGGCGCUCCGCUUCCUCAGCGCCGUGGCCGUGGGCGCCAUCACCGUCACCGGCUUCGUCCUCACGAUCGAGAUAAUCGGCGGUCGCUGGAGGACGCCCGUGAACGCCCUCAGCGGGCUGCCCUUCAGCGUGGGCCACUGCAUGCUGGCGGGGCUCGCCUACCUGAUGCGCGACUGGCACCACCUGCAGCUGGCCGUCAGCAUCCCAGUCGUGCUCCAGCUCUCGUACGUCUGGCUGGUGCCCGAGUCGCCGCGCUGGCUGAUCGCCGUGGGCCGCGAGCACGAGGCCGUCGAGGUGCUCAAGAAGGGCGCGAGCGCCAACCGCAUCCCGGUGGCCGACUGGGACAAGGUGCUGGCCGCCUGCAGGGAGGGUCAGCAGAAGGGCGGCGACGAGCAGGAGCAGUCGGCGGGCUUCCUCGCGCUGUUCCGCACGCCCGUGAUGCGGCGGUGCACGCUCGUCAUGUACGCCAACUGGGCGGCGUGCGGCCUCGUGUUCUACGGGCUGGUGCAGUACAUGGGCCAGGUGGCCGGCAACAUCUUCCUCAACGGCUUCCUGUCGGGCGUGCUCGAGAUGCCCGGCAUGGUCAUCUGCUGCGUGUCGCUCAUCCGCUGGGGCCGGCGCAAGACGCUGCUCGCCGCGCAGGUCUGCACGGGCGUGUCCUGCCUGUCCAUCAUGCUGGUGCCGCUGCUCGGCCUGCCCGACUGGGUGACGGUCGCCCUCGCCUCGUGCGGGGUCACCGGCAUGUCCGUGGCGUUCCCCUGCGUGUACAUUUACGCCGCGGAGCUCUUCCCCACCGUGGUCCGUAACAUUGGCGUGGGCUCGGCGUCCACCAUCGCCCGCGUGGGCUCCAUGAUGGCCCCCUUCGUCGCCACGCUCAACUCCGUGUCGCUGUGCCUGCCGCCGCUCUUCUUCGGCCUGGUGCCGCUCGCCGCCGGCUUGCUGGUCUACAUGCUCCCCGAGACGCUGCACAGGGAGCUGCCCGAUACGAUAGCCGAAGUGGAGAACUGGGAAAAUAGUGCUGUGAUGAAAACCAAGGAUAAUGCUCCGGCUGUGGUGGGAGAAGAGAACCCUACUUUUACUACAGAGUCUUCGUGAUUUUCAUCCUAUUCCAGCUUUUGUCAACCAUUUGUAAAGUACCAUGUGACAUUCUUGUAAAUUUAUGAGGUCGAAUGUGUUUUUUGAAAACAAAAGGUGAGGUAGGGAUGAUGUAUUGACUGUGAUACUUGUAAAUCUCUACUUGUUAUAUAUUUCUUUAAUUUUAUACCUAUUAUUUUAAGAGUUCAUUAUUUUUAGGCAGACAGUAAAAUUCAUAAGUAUUUUAUAAUGUACCACUACUGUAUCAUAUUCAGGGUACAAAACUGUUUGGCUUCUCUCUGCUUGUUUUAUUUUUGUUUUGUUUUAUAUUACUUACUGAAACUAAACUUCAUUUCUAUGAAUUUUGAUCUAAAGCUCUAUAGGCUCCAGUUUCAUUUGAGAAUAUAAUGAAUCUAUUAUUUUUCAUAGAUGAAGGUAUUUCAAAUUAACUCUCAUCAAAUCAUACAAGUCCUCAUGUUUUUUAUUGUCUUUGGAAUGGAAUGAUUGCUUUUUAAGGUACAGCACAUUACUCUCAGAUCUUGGCACUGAUUCUAAAUAUCAUCACAGAUUUCAGAUGGAAAAAUGAUUUCUGCCUCUAGAGAAUUCCUGUCAGAUGUCUUUCCUUUAUGCAUAUGACAUCCAUUGCCUUUAUAGCAGAUUGAGCCGAGGCCCAAGAUACUGAACAGAUAUUUAUGAACACGUUCAUUUUUGAAAGUGUAUGAGGAUUCUGUAAAUGUAAACAAACGGUGCAGUUGAGAAAAAACAGUAACAUUUUUAUGUAAAGUAGGUACAUUAAAUGUAAAAAUUGUGAUUGAUAAAUUCAGCUUUACCUUAGAUAUUUUGAAGCAUUUCCUUGAAAAGUAUUGAACCACAGUUUCAUAACAAUCCAAUUUUGGGUAUGUGAGCUUGCUUUCUGAUUGGAGUAGAUAAGCAGCUCUUUCAUGAUCUCCUUGUGCGAUUUCAGAUGCAAUGUCUAACACAGUUACAUCUAAAUGACGCCGCAUCUAAGUAAAAAUGUAAAAAUGAUUGCAAGGAGGGAAAAAAUAUAUCUCUAUUAAAAAGAUUGUAAAUUUAAUUACUGACUCUA